Molecule: messenger RNA, 4218 nt
Organism: Linum trigynum
Lineage: Eukaryota; Viridiplantae; Streptophyta; Magnoliopsida; Malpighiales; Linaceae
Source: the annotation of a GenBank genome assembly
AGAUAAAUCAUUCUGAUCUUAUCAAAUAUUGAGAACGAGCUCCAAGUAUUUGUAACAUUAUUGCAGACUUCCAAUCAUCUAGAAAAAGUAAUUAAAAAAACAUCUAGUUUUAUUUUUUUAUUGUCACUUUUGUUCUAUCUAAUAGUAGAGUUUCCAAAACAUCGGAUACUAUUGAGUUCCCUCUUCGACGAGGAACCCUUCCAAAGCCAUCCUACCACCAAUGGAUCAACUUCUUCCUUCAUCAUUUUUGUCCCUUUUAUCUAUUCUCAUGCAACGUACUUAGUACUAUAACAUUUAAUAACCUUGUCGUCUUCAUCCCUUAUGAAACCUUAACGUCUAGGCCCGCAACAGACUAAGUUUCAAACGUAUUCUAUGAUCCACUUUCAUGCCAAAAAACUUCAUAAUCCAUCCUUCGAACAUUCACGAUGAGCACACGACGACGUCGUGAACAUUUGUCGUUGGAUGCAUAGUAAUUAAUUUACUAGUUGCCAAACCAAGUGAAAGAGAAGAACCCAUCACGAAACAACGGGACAAGAGAAAGGAAAGUGACCAAUCCCAAUUAUCCAAAUAAAGACAAUCCUUCUUCACUCUCCAACCAUGGAAAGUGGAGAAGAAAGGACGCCAAAUAGUAUUGGAGGAGGAGGCAGGCAGAGGAACUAACGGAUACUUGUCCGUCCUUUGCUCUGUUUCUCUGCUCACCAUAUACGACACCAAACAAGGUUGCUAGAUGCUACUAGGAGAACAGGGAAGAUACAACAAGAAGAAAAUCACACAUCUCCGGUCCCCCACUGGUUGAGCUAGUAUGAGAGGAAUAAGACACAACGAUAUGGUACGAUAUCAAAAUCAGAUUCGAUGUACUCUAAGCAAAUGAUUCUCGAGAUUGCCUGCAAUCUUUGGUAUUAAUCUCGAAUCAAUGUUUGUAGAUGAAAGUCUAGUUUCUGAGUCUUAUCGGCACAUGUAUGAAGGCUGGCAUAUAGACCGUUGGAAGACAAUUCAUCCCAUCGAACAGGAGUAGGUUGCUUAGUUAUAUUACUUAUUUAUGAUAUGACAUGAACAUGACGAAUUGUUUUAACGAGUUUAACAAUUAGGGCCAUGACAUGAUAAUACUAAAAAGUCUCUACUAGCAUGAAGUUUCAUGAAUUUGAUUGUCAAUGAACCAUGAAGUUACUUUUGGUUGAUUAUAGUUGAUAUGUCACAUAAAAGGAAGCGUAUCUUUCGUGAACUUCUUUGCGACCAAUCGAAAUACGCUUUUUCGAUAUAUUUGGGUUAGACUGUAGAAGUUGGAUGGUUACAUAUCCAAUGUAUAUACUCAAACCAUUUGGAAAUGACACAAAACCAAAAUAAUACAUGCCCAUCCCAAAGACAAAAAAAAAAAAAAAAAAAACCCAAACAAUGAUUGAACAAAUGACACAAACCUAAGAAGAAGAAACUCCCCCCACCCCCCAAAUAUUACAAGAUAAGAUUCCCACAAUUCAGAUUCACCUGGCCCUUGCCCUAUAAACACAAUUUAAGCACUUCCAUCCUUAUUAUGAUCCCCAAAAUCUCAACUCUCCAUUUUUCUCCUUUAAAACCCCCCAAAACUAAAAAACAAAAAAAAUGGCUUCCACCAGUCAGCAGCCUCACUUCAUUUUGAUCCCAUACCUCAGCCAAGGCCAGCUGAUUCCCACCAUCGACCUGGCCAAAAUCCUCGCGGGUCGGGGCUCCAUCGUCACCAUAAUCACCACACCCGUCAAUGCCGCCCGAUUCGCCCCCAUCGUUGACCGCGCCGUCGCCGCCGCCGGGCUCCCCAUCCGCGUCCUCACCCUCGAAUUCCCCGCCGCCCGGUUCAGUCUUCCGGCCGGCUGCGAGAACCGCGACGUCCUCCCUUCCUUCAACCUCUUCCGCAACUUCUCCGACGCGGUGCGGACCCUGGAGCAGCCCGCAUCCGAGCUCCUCGACCGGGUCGACCCGCCCCCUAGCUGCAUCAUCGCCUCCCAGGCCAUGCACUGGGCCACCGAGGUCGCCGCCCGGCGCCGGAUCCCGCGGCUGAUCUUCGACGGCACCAGCUGCUUCACGCUCUGCUGCUCCCACAGCCUCCAGACCUCCAAAAUCCACGAGGGGAUCCCGGAGUCGGAGCGGUUCGUCGUCCCCGGGCUGCCCCACCGGGUCGAGUUCACACGGGCCCAGCUCUCGGGCCUGUUCAACCCGGGGGCCCACUUAGACGUCAGCGAGAUCCGGGAAAAGAUAAGGGAGUCCGUGGACCGAGCGUACGGCGUCGUGUUGAACACAUUCGAGGAGCUGGAGAAUGAGUACGUGGCGGAAUGCCGUAAAACUCGGGGAGGCACGAGAAAGAUCUGGUGCGUGGGCCCCGCGUCGCUAUGCAACACGGAUGACGUGGACAGGGCGGAAAGAGGGAAAACGGUUGUUAAUAACGGCGGUGGCGAUGAGUCACUCUGCCUCCGGUGGCUGGAUUCGUGGCCGGAGAAGUCUGUAAUCUACGCCUGCCUCGGGAGUUUGAAUCGGAUUACGCCGCCGCAGGCGGCGGAACUCGGAUCCGGACUCGAAUCGACGAAUCGGCCGUUUAUUUGGGUGAUUCGAGGCGGCUACAAGAAGGAAGAGAUCGAGAAUUGGAUUUCCGAGACCGGAUUUGAAAACAGAGUCAGGGGCAGAGGUUUUCUGAUUCGAGGCUGGGCCCCACAGGUUUUGAUUCUGUCUCACCCGGCGAUCGGCGGGUUUCUGACGCACUGCGGGUGGAAUUCGACGCUGGAAGGGAUCGCCGCCGGGGUGCCGAUGGCGACGUGGCCGCAGUUCGCGGAGCAGUUCUACAACGAGAAGCUGGUGGUCCAGGUGCUGGGGAUCGGGGUCCGGGUCGGGGCGGAGGUGGUGGUCCACUUGGGGGAGGAGGAGAAGCACGGGGUUCAGGUGGGGAAGGAGAGGAUUGCGGCGGCGGUGGAGGAGCUGAUGGGCGGCGGAGAUGGGAGUGUGGAGAGGAGGAGGAAGGCGGCGGAGCUGAUGGAGAUGGCGAGGGUUGCGGUGGCGGAAGGAGGGUCGUCGUUUGCCGGCGUCGGGAUGUUGAUUGAGGACGUGGCGAAGUUUGCUUCUCAAGAUGAGAGCGAAAUGAGAACAACGUGGAAACAGUUGGUGGGAUCAUGAGGGCCAAGCUUUGAUCGUGAGGCCCGAGCUGUCUGGAGAGAAAUCAUGUAAAAGCAGCUGAAACGCCAAUGCAUGAUUGGAGGGAAUCGCCGACGACACGACAAGCUGAUGGAAGCAAUAGUUGCCCGCACCACACAAGAGCAAAUUAUGGGCACAAUAAUGCAUAAUUCGUUGCGCCCACCAUAACGAGUGACGGAUUUAGAAAUCUUGGGAUGUAUGGUUGCUAUUAUCGGCUCUGUGUAAUGCAUGUAAACGUAUAGGAUCUUAUCGGCUUAUCCUAUAUCCCAACCACCCAAUUAUUCCAACAGAAACCAUUAGCUAGGUUUCUGUAUCAACCCAAUUUAUCACAUUCUAAUCUCCGGCUCGGUGGGAUAUGUGGGAACAGAGACAGGCUAUUGAUCUAGUCUUCUUAUCAGUUUUGUCGGACAGUUUACUUGCUCAGGAUGAAACACGGACGAUGGUGGUGAUGACUAUGUGGCUUUCUAAUAAUGAGAUUUCACCCCCUAAUUAAGUUGCCAAUAUCAUCACUUGUAGAGUUGUUACGUGUAUCUCAUGGGUGGGAAGUGCCGAAGUGAUGUUGAGGUUACAAAAUAUAGAUCUUAUGGUAAUCGAGCAUUGAAAAACGAUAUGACGAAGACUAGGGAUGGCAAAUUACCCACCCAUGGGUAAUUAUACCCAAACCCAAGUAGACCCAUUGAUAAUGGGUUGGGUAUGGGUGAAGUGCAUAUGGAUUUGGGGGUUUAUAGAUGGGUUUGGGGCUUCCAUAAUCUAAAUGGGUAUGGGUUGGAUAUGGAUAUCCAUUUUUACUUGAGGGUGUUUUAACUACACAUGCAAAAAUUGGACCUAUUUGCAAAACUUGAAAAGUUUAGGUACCAAAAUGUAAGACCAAAAAAAUUUAGGUAUCAAAACGUAAUUUUCCAUCGAUAUUUUGAGGAUUUAUAUGCAAAAAAAAUUAAAUUUAGGUACUAAAUAUGCAUGUCUAUUAAGUUUGGGUACCAAACUGUAAUUUGUAUUUGGACAUGGGUACAAACCCAAAUCCAUUUGAUAUAAACCCAACUCAACCCAAAGUAAAUGGGUAUGGGUAUA